Molecule: messenger RNA, 1341 nt
Organism: Colletotrichum chrysophilum
Lineage: Eukaryota; Fungi; Ascomycota; Sordariomycetes; Glomerellales; Glomerellaceae
Exons: 4
Coding region: 1-1341 (446 amino acids)
Biological process (GO): transmembrane transport
Cellular component (GO): membrane
Molecular function (GO): transmembrane transporter activity
Source: RefSeq, a predicted model, not a curated record
AUGACCGAGCCUGCACGCCGGUGGUAUCACUGGUUCUCGCCCAGCGAUAGUCCCGAGGAACGCAAGCUGAUCCUAAAACUGGAUCUGCUCAUUGUUCCCUAUGCUUUCAUCCUCUACUGGGUCAAGUAUAUGGACCAGACCAACAUCAAUAAUGCAUACGUAUCAGGAAUGGCCGAUGAACUCGGCUUCCAUGGGAAUGAGUUGGUUCAGUUCCAGACCAUCUUUGUCGUGGGAAACGUGGUCGGCCUGCUGCCGUUCAUCUACCUGUUCCCCCGAGUACCGAUGCACAUUCUGGUGCCGACCCUCGAUUUAGGAUGGGGACUGUUCACUCUGCUCCAGUACCGCGCCCAAAGCUAUGGUGAGAUCAUGGCCUACCGGUUCAUGGUAUCUUUGUUCGAGGCCUCGUACUUCCCUGGCGUUCACUUCGUUCUUGGCUCCUGGUACCGAAGCGAUGAGAUCGGUCGCCGGGGUGGCACAUUCUACAUCGGCCUCACGCUCGGCACCCUCACGGCGUCCCUCCUCCAAGCCGCGGCAACGACCUACCUCGAGGGCGUCCACGGCCUACGAGGCUGGCGCUGGCUCUUCAUCAUCAACGCCAUCAUCACCCUCCCCCUGGCCUUCAUCGGCUACUUCAUCUGGCCCGGCACGCCCGCCAAACCAAACAGACUCGUGAUGAAAAAGUCCGAACUCGACCUCGCGCGCUCGCGCCUCGAAAAGACAGGCAGCUCUGUCAAAAGCACACCCUUCUCCCUCAGCCUCCUCAAGCGCGUCUUCACCAACUGGCGCUUCUACCUCCUCGUCCUAUGGGACGUCUUCUUCUUCAACACCAGCUCCAACAGCGCAGCCUUCCUCCUGUGGAUCAAGAGCCUGGGGCGCUACAGCACCGCGGAGAUGAACAAGCUCAACGCCAUCAGCCCGGGCCUAGGCAUCUUCUUCGUGCUGUUCAUCAACUUCAGCGCGGACCUGUGGAUCGGCAGGCCCGCGGCCAUCACCCUCGCCUCGGCGAUCAACUUCACCGGGCUUGUCAUCCUGGCGGCCUGGAACGUGCCGGAGGCGGCGAAGUGGUUCGCCUUCAGCACGUCGUACUCUGCGGUGGCCGUGUCCUCGGUGCUGUACGGCUGGGCGAACGUCAUUCUCAAAAACAACAUUGAGGAGAGGGCGUUGACGCUGAUUCUGAUGACGGCGAUCGCGACGUCGACGAAUGCGUGGAUCCCGCUGUUUGUCUAUCCCACGGUCGAGGCGCCGAGGUUCCCGAAGGGAUACGUCUAUUCUGCGGUGAUGGUCGUGUGUUUGGUGGUUACGACGCAGGUUGUCAGGGUGUUGUUGGGGACUCAGGGGUAA